Haemorhous mexicanus (house finch) is the source of this 3596-nucleotide messenger RNA. It is a transcript of the gene ARHGAP44, whose product is annotated as Rho GTPase activating protein 44. The record is from RefSeq and is a predicted model, not a curated record. Gene Ontology annotation, molecular function: protein binding; GTPase activator activity. Lineage: Eukaryota; Metazoa; Chordata; Aves; Passeriformes; Fringillidae. Gene Ontology annotation, cellular component: cytoplasm; leading edge membrane; intracellular anatomical structure. Gene Ontology annotation, biological process: modification of dendritic spine; regulation of actin cytoskeleton organization; positive regulation of GTPase activity.
GAUGCGGGAGGGGCGGCCCGCUGCCCCCGGCCCCGCUGCCCGCCCGCACCGCCCGCACGGCCGCCACCAUGAAGAAGCAAUUCAACCGCAUGCGCCAGCUCGCCAACCAGACCGUGGGCAGAGCCGAGAAGACCGAGGUGCUGAGUGAGGAUCUGCUGCAGGUGGAGAAGCGGCUGGAGCUGGUGAAGCAGGUGUCCCACAGCACCCACAAGAAGCUGACAGCCUGUCUGCAGGGCCAGCAGGGCCUGGACGCCGACAAGCGCUCGAAGAAGCUGCCGCUGACGACGCUGGCGCAGUGCCUGAUGGAGGGAUCGGCCGUGCUGGGGGACGACUCCCUGCUGGGGAAGAUGCUGCGGCUGUGCGGGGAGGCCGAGGACAAGCUGGCACAGGAGCUGAUCCACUUCGAGCUGCAGGUGGAGCGGGACGUCAUCGAGCCGCUCUUCGUGCUGGCUGAGGUGGAAAUCCCAAAUAUCCAAAAGCAGAGGAAGCACCUGGCCAAGCUCGUGCUGGACAUGGACUCCUCCAGGACCAGGUGGCAGCAGUCGGUGAAGUCCUCGGGUCUGGCCAGCAACCUGCAGCCCUCGGGGGCCAAGGCCGACGCUCUCAGGGAGGAGAUGGAGGAGGCGGCCAACAGGGUGGAGAUCUGCAGGGACCAGCUCUCGGCUGACAUGUACAACUUUGUGGCCAAAGAAGUCGACUAUGCAAACUAUUUUCAAACCCUGAUCGAGGUGCAGGCCGAGUACCACCGCAAAUCCCUGGCGCUCCUGCAGAACUUCCUGCCACAGAUCAAAGCCCAGCAGGAGGCGUGGAUGGAGAAGCCCUCCUUUGGGAAGCCCCUGGAGGAGCACCUGGCUGUCAGCGGGAGGGAGAUCGCCUUCCCCGUGGAGGCCUGCGUGACCAUGCUGCUGGAAUGUGGCAUGCAGGAGGAGGGUCUCUUCCGAGUGGCUCCCUCGGCCUCCAAGCUGAAGAAGCUGAAGGCUGCCCUGGACUGCUGCGUGGUGGACGUGCAGGAGUACUCAGCUGACCCCCACGCCAUCGCAGGAGCCCUCAAGUCCUACCUGCGGGAGCUGCCCGAGCCCCUGAUGACGUUCGAGCUGUACGAGGAGUGGAUCCAGGCCUCCAACAUCCCAGAGCAGGAGAAACGGCUGCAGGCUCUCUGGAACGCCUGUGAGAAGCUGCCCAAAGCCAACUACAACAACAUCAGGUACGUGAUUAAAUUCCUGGCCAAACUGACCGAGUACCAGGACAUGAACAAAAUGACCCCGAGCAACGUGGCCAUCGUGCUGGGACCCAACCUGCUGUGGCCACAGGCCGAGGGGAACAUGACGGAGAUGAUGACGACGCUGUCGCUGCAGAUCGUGGGCAUCAUCGAGCCGCUGAUCCAGCACGCAGACUGGUUCUUCCCGGGAGACAUCGAGUUCAACGUGACGGGGAACUACGGCAGCCCCCUGCACGUGAACCACAACGCCAACUACAGCUCCAUGCCCUCGCCCGACAUGGAGCACGGCGAGCGCCGGCAGCACGAGCAGGCGCGGCGCCCGCUCAGCGUGGCCACCGACAACAUGAUGCUGGAGUUCUGCAAGAAGGACGGCCUUAGGAAAAUCCAAAGCAUGGGCGUCAGGGUGAUGGACACCUCGUGGGUGGCUCGCCGAGGCACCUCAGCGGGGCGCAAGGCGACCUCGGCGCCCCCGGCCGCGCAGCCCCCGGCGCCGCCCGCCGAGCUCCCCCCCACGCCCCACUCGCCCAUUCCCGAGCAGUCGCCGGAGAUUUCAGCAACGCCCUCCCCGCCUCCCACCAGCUUCGGCUUCCCCUCGGCAGCCGAGCGGACAAGGGUAAGCACUUUCAGGCCCCCGGAGCUGUCCCCGGGGCCGCCCCCCGAGCAGAGCCCGCACUCGCUGCGCAAAGGGGCCAAGAAGCUGGCGCCCAUCGCGCCCCGGGAGGCGCCCGGGGGGCAGCCGUCCCCGGCCAGCCUGUCCCCGACGCCCCCCAGCACCCCGUCCCCGUACGGCCCCCCCGGAGCCCCCCCCGGCGCCUCCCCCGCCGCCGGGCCGCCCCCGCUGCUGCCGUCCCCCGCCGCCGCCGCCGCCCCCCGCGCCCGGGCCGCCCCCAAGGCGCGGCCGCGCCCCGCGCUGCCCCCCCCGCCGCAGCCGCCCCCGGCCGCCCCCGCGCCCCCCCAGCCCCCGGAGCCGCCCCGCCUGGACGCCUCGGGGCCGGGGGACGGCGCGCUCACAGGUCUGCUCCGUUUUGAGGUCCCCUCCCUCCACGUGUCCCCGGACGCCGCCCUGUGCCGGGACCCGCCCGAGGCAGCUCAGAGACUCUCGGGGCCGAGCCUGACCCCCCGGCAGGAGGAGGAGGAGGAGGAAUCGGAGAGCACAGCCCUAUGACAGUGUCCCUGUCCCCAAGCUCAUCCGCGCGGCACCCCGGGGCCAGCACCGGCCACCGGCACCGAGGGCCACGGGGCCACUUUUGGGCGGCGAAGCGCCCGGUUUGGGGGGGCCGCUGUUCUUUAGUUCAUUUUUGUUCGCCUUAUCCAGACUUUGCCUUGGAACCGGGUGCCUGCCCCCCCGCCCCGCAGCACCCACGACCCUGGGGCGAUGCCACCACGUCCUCCGUGCCCCGAGGCGGGUGCCACCGGGUGCUGGCCAGGUGACAAGGAGCUCGCCGGCGCUUUGCAGCGGCAUUUCCUUUCUUCGGCUUCUUCCCCCUCCGCUUGUUUGGGAGCAGGAUGGGACCUGACCAGCAAUAACCUGGGGAUGCAGGAUGUGCCCCCCGGCCCUCGGGGUGCUGGCGGGGGAGGCGCACGUCCCUCGGCACCCGCUGUCCCCGGGGGUUGGUGGCUUUGGUCGUGCAUGCACAGACAAAUUACCCUUUAUCCUUUCCAGAGAGAGAAGAUGUGUAUAUAUAUAUAUCGGCAGAGAUAUAUAUAUAUUCUAUAUUUGUAUAGAGAGAGAGAAACUAUAGAGAGAUUUGUUUUAUGUGGAGCCAUUCCCGCCCGGCCGGGGCGAGAGGGAGGAUGGAAACGGCAGCGCUUCGCCCCCGCCCCGCUCGCGCCGUGCCCCCCGCCCCAGGUGGGCACCGGGGGGCACCAGCACCCCAAAGCAAUCAAUAAAUCAAAUAAAUCCGUGUGCCACUCGCUGAGAACUGCCCGGCGGCGCUGGCCUUUCCUUCCUGCCCCCGCCUUGGGGGGAGGAUUGGGAGGUGGAGAGCGUUUGGGUGAAAAAAUGGUGGUUUGGUGUUUUGUAGGGAACAUUACGGGUCUGGUGCCAUGGGAUGGGGCAGAGUCCACCUCCCCCAGAAACAGCCACUCCACAUGGCAGGAUCCAGCCAGGACUGACCCCUGAUCCCGGGCUGAUCCCCACUGCAGGACCAGGACCGCCCGCAGGGACUCAGAGCCCUUUUCCCCUGGGAAGGACACUGGCUUUGUUUCACGUGUCUUUAAUAGAAACCGCCGGCGGUGGGGCAGAGCCCCGUACAAAAGCUGGCUGCAGGAAUCGGGGAUUGCAUAGACCGAGGUGUGGGGGACCCCCCCACCCCCAAAUAGUCGCCUUUUAGAAAACAAAAAGCGUCUCUGAAUAAAACUCUCCUGGUACAAUAAA